Molecule: messenger RNA, 4400 nt
Organism: Diorhabda carinulata
Lineage: Eukaryota; Metazoa; Arthropoda; Insecta; Coleoptera; Chrysomelidae
Gene: Rab30
Product: ras-related protein Rab-30
Exons: 5
Coding region: 347-958 (203 amino acids)
Cellular component (GO): trans-Golgi network
Molecular function (GO): GTP binding; GTPase activity
Source: RefSeq, a predicted model, not a curated record
ACGUCAGCAAAAUAGUUGACAGGUGCCAUAACACCAUAACAAUUAUUCAAAUCAAUGAAAAUUGCCAAUUAAAUUACCUACAUAUCAAAAAUGUACAAUAUCAGGCAGCAUCCGAAUUUAAUAACUUUGGCAGUGGACCGAAUUAAUUAAUAUGACAUUAUUCUGUAGAUGCAGUGUGAAAUCAAAAUUAUAUUGAACCAAUAAACAUAUAUUUCCAAAUAGGAUAUAAAGCAAUAAUAGCAGACAGGAAGUUUUACGCUAAUUAUACUAGAUGCCAAAAGAAUGAAAGUUACGAAUUAAUGCACAUAAAGUGUUUGUUAUAAAAGUUUUCAGAAUUUAGUAAAGUAUGGAUGACUACAAAUUCUUGUUUAAAGUUGUUUUAGUAGGAAAUGCGGGUGUUGGUAAAACUUGUUUAGUUAGACGAUUUACUCAGGGAUUAUUUCCCCCUGGACAAGGUGCUACUAUAGGAGUUGACUUUAUGAUCAAAACAGUAGAAGUUGGAAAUGAAAAAGUUAAAUUACAAAUUUGGGACACUGCUGGACAAGAGAGAUUUAGAUCAAUUACUCAAAGCUAUUAUAGGUCUGCACAUGCCCUUAUUUUAGUUUAUGAUAUAUCUUCACAACCGACUUUUGAUUGUUUACCUGAUUGGUUACGAGAAAUUGAGGAGUAUGCUAGUAGUAAAGUAUUAAGAAUUCUUGUUGGUAAUAAAAUCGAUAGAGAAGACAGGGAAAUACCUGCACAUGUUGGGGAAGAAUUUGCUGAAAGACACAAUAUGUAUUAUUUAGAGACGUCUGCUAAAGAAUCUGAUAAUGUAGAAAAACUUUUUAUGCAGAUUGCUGAAGAUCUUAUGAAGCAAGCGAGAAAUCGAGAUCUUCCUAGAUAUGAUUCUAAUAAUCAAACUCUCGAUGGUAGGACAUCGACCAUUAACGAUUCUAGUUGUUGUAGCAGAUUACAGUAGUUUGUAAACGCGCUUUUUUUGGGUUCCAAACUAUAUAUACAGCGAUUUAUUUCAGUAUUCCACUUGAGUAAUUGCCAGAUUUUAAGAAAAUAUUAUUUUUGUUAUAACUAGAUGAAAAGAGGUUAGAACCAGAAAGUUAUUUUGUCAUUGAUAUAUUUCCUAAAUCAUUUUUUUCUUUAUUACCAGAUUGUUUACAUAUGUUUCCAUAUUUUCAUAGACAAAUUAAUAUUUACAAUAAUAACAAAAACUCAAUAAUAUUUUUCGGUGUCAAUACGUAUAACAUUUUUGGGUAAGAUUCAGACUCUCCAGUAUUUCCAAAAAAUCCUUUUUUUGUUUUAGUAGAAAAGAGUGAUGCCAAAUUUGUUGUUAUAAACGGUAUACUAGCGACAUAAAUUGAGAUGGAAUUUAGUGUAUUUGAAAUGUAUGGAGUGUUACUAAAAACUGGAAAAAAUUUUUUUAAUUGGAUCCCUUUACCUUACUAAUUGGCUUCACGCCUCAGUGUGACCGUUGGCCUAUUUCUCAUCAAAGUUCCGUAUCCUCACAUAUUCAUUGUUCAUAAGUCUUUGGUAACUUGAUCCAACUGAUACUGGGUCUGCUUUUUUUUCUACUGAUGUAUGUUUUGGGAUUCAUGAUUAUCUUAGGCAUUCAUUUUUCGAAUGUGGCCAAACCAUCUUGAUGUUUGAGCUUUAAUGAAUAGGAUAAUGUUUUCAUUACCUAGUAUUUCAUCCCUUUCUCUAUUAUUUUGGAUUCUUCAAUUAGCUUAGUUCAUUCAAAUUCCUUCAUAAUGUUUUUUUCACAAAUAUUUUCAAUCUUUUUGUGUGAACACCCAACAUUCAUCGCUAUAAGUUCUCUAUUUGAGUCCUGUAGAUUUUUAACUUCGUUCUUCUUGUUAUUGGUUUGUUUUUCGGAAUAUUCAGAUUUGCAAAUUAGGUUUUAUCACCAUUUUGUAUUCAUUCUUAUAUGACAGUGGUUGUUUAUAUUUUCUCCUAGGUAUUUAAAUUUAUUGAUAUCUUUGAAAGUUUUACUCUCUAUUAGAUAUUCGGAUAUUAAAAAGUGUUAUUAGAUUUGUUAAAAUUUUUUUUUCAUCUAGUUAUGAUAAUUUUUUUUGUCUAACCCAGACUGAUUUUUUUUUGUUUGAAAUUGUAUUUAUCUACUUUAUACCUGACUAGUCACAAUUAAUUAAGUUUAUAGAAUAUAUUUUUAAUAUUUAAUGCUAUUUCACAGGUUUAUAUAAUCACAUUAUUUGGAAACUUGUUAAUAUACGAGUUUCUAGAAAAUUUUCUGUUCCAAUGUAUCAAAUAAUAAAUUUUUUAAUUCAUUCAAAUAAUUCCUAAACUUACAUAACGCACCUUCGUUCAAAUAGUGUUAUAAGUGAAAAAAUUAGAAAAUCUCUUUCAUUGUACCAUUAGUGCUAGAAAACUUGAAAAUUUGAAUUAAAAUAUUGUCAUGUGAAUAGUUACUAUUACAGUAACUGCCAGUUUUAGAGUUUUCAUCAGGAAAGUGGAAAACGAAAUUAAAAUUCAAUUAUUAUUACUCUAUGGUUCAUUUUUUUUACUUAUGACACUAUUUCACCAGAGGUGUGAUAUAUUUAUUGAUAUGAUUAAUAAUACUAUCAAACUUAUGAAAGCUACAGAAUAUUUGGGGAUUUCCCGAUACUGAAUACUGGAUUUUAUUUCUAUUUAUAAAAUUAUUACAAUGAAAGUGUUAUGAUUUAUCUUCAGGUUUUCUAAAUUCUUAUGAAUGCAUAAACAUGUAAAUACCAAAUUUUCGAUAAUCCUUAUUGAUAAAUAUUCACUAUUUCCAAAUAACUACUAAUGUCAUUUUAACCCUCUACUGCAUGAAUUAUGAUGGUUGUUUAGGCUUUAUUUGGGGGAAAAAUUUACUUGAAAAUGACAAUUCUUCACAAAUAUACACCAAGGGGAAAGAUCAAAUAAAUAAUUUAUUAUUAUUAUUUAUUUAAAUAUAUAUUGAAAAUCUUUUGUCACUGAACGAUCUCAACAUAAUAUUUGUUGUGUUUUAUAUUGUUGUUCCCUUUAAAGCCGGUACUACACGAUGCGUUCAACGUUUGCGUCAACAUUGCGUUCGAACGAACGCCUGAACAUCGACGAACCAAGGCUGGAACCUUACCUAAACUUACUUAAAGAAUUGAAAACGUAGCAAAAAAGUGACGAUAUAUGUAUUUAUGGAUGUUGGUGUCUCGUAUACACAAACGAUCUAUAGUGUCCCCUUUUCUUGCUGCAAUACUGAAGAACCCAGUGUUUACAGUUAAUCAGAAGGUGUUAAUCUCACUCUUUUUGAAACGUCUAGUGGUGCUCUGGAGCUUCGUAGUGCUUCACACUUCGAGAGACUGUGGAUAGAAGGUUUCGUCCUUACAUUAUCUUCUAAGUCUAGCGUCUUCAGGUGAUCGUUGAGGCGAUAGUGUCCCGAUGGAACUCCUGUUAAUAUUCGUAGAUUGUUCUUAAUUACUUACAGCAGAUCUACUCUGGUUAUAGUCUCCCAGAAGAGUCUUUGAUUGUCUCAGCCCGUGUAGAUUGUUCCAAUAAUUGGUUUUGCUCCUAUCUACCUUCUUUUCCAUUGCUUUUUCCAUUGUUGUGUAGCUGAUACCACAGAAGAGCUCAAGUCCCAAAAAGGGCUUGUCUGUCCCUGCUUAGCUCGUUUAAUUUUAUGAUAUUGGAGCUAAGAGCUUUAAUAACUGCUUGUCUAUCGGACAGGAUGAUGAUCUCCUGUUUGCGAUAGUUCCUCUCUAGAUUGAACUGAAUACAUUUUUUUAAAUAUCACCAGCGUACAACAGAUAUAAAUUCUUUUGACAUAAAUUGGAUGAUAUUGGCGACUUUGGUAUUUCAUACUAAACACGUAGCAUUCACGCGCAAAAAUACAAGAAGUGUGUGUAGUUGUAUCACAAGUGUUGGUUCCAAUUUCGUUGCAACUUUUUUGACUUUGUGAAUAAAAAAAUCGACUUUACACGGUCAACAGUCGGAAACAAAAAAUUGGUCGAAUGACAUGCGCACUAUGACUACAAGAUCCAUCCAAAAGUUGUAAGCGUUUGACGCAUCGUGUGAUAGUAGCUUAAGAUAAAUGCGAUAUUUAAAAAGUAUUUUUUAAAUCACGUGAUUUUUUUAAUAUAUAAAUAAAAUUAUUCCAUCACUUAUUAUUUUUUUAUAUGAUUAUUGUUAUAAUUUCUCGCAUUUAUAUUGUUUCUUAUUAAUUUACAUUUUUUUACACAUAUAUGAAAUUAUUUAUACAUUGAUAGUAGUGAUAUAUAUAUAACAUUGUUAUUUUUUUUAAAUAUUUGCUACUUUAAAAGCUUAAAGUAUGUAAAUAUAUUUAUUUCAGCACUAGUAUGGCACUAAAUUGUGGUGUAGGUGGUUGUGUAUUAUUUUUUUUAUAUUGUUAAAAAACCAAAGACUCGUAAGAAAAUUAAAAAUUGUAACAUUCUAUAAAA